UGGUCCGUUCAGGGCAGGGGAUGACUCACGGCCCAUCCCAUCUCCCCAACACCGCCCGCCCGCGCAGAGCUCGCUUAGCAGAGGAGGAGGCGGCGGCAAGCAGGGGGAGGGGGACUCUUAUUUUGUUAGGGGGACCGGGCCGAAGCCCGACCGGCCUGGCAGGGCUCGCCCGGGGCCGGGCGUCAUGUCUCAUGCCACCGAGCCAGCUCGGGACAGUGUAGAGGCUGGCGCGGAGGGCCCUCGAGCACUGUUCGUGGUCUUGGAGGAUCGCAGUCCGACCGACUCGGCCCAGCUGCUCAGCCUGAACUCUUUACUUCCGGAGUCUGGGAUUGUUGCUGACAUCGAGUUAGAAAACGUCCUUGAUCCUGACAGCUUCUACGAGCUCAAAAGCCAACCUCUAGCACUCCACUCCAGCCUCCCCAUCUCAGUCCAGGCCACCCCAGCGACACUGUCUGCAUCAUCUUCUGCAGGGGGCUCCCGGACCCCUGCCAUGUCGUCUUCGUCAUCUUCGAGGGUCUUGCUGCGGCAGCAGCUAAUGCGAGCCCAGGCCCAGGAGCAGGAGAGACGGGAGCGGCGGGAGCAGGCUGCAGCCUCCACCUUCCCCAGCCCAGUGCCGGCCUCUCCCGCUAUCUCUGUGGUUGGUGGAGCCUCUGGGAGCCACACGCUUGGCCGACCCCCACCAGCUCAGGUGCCUAGGGAGGUGCUGAAGGUGCAGACCCAUCUGGAGAAUCCAACACGCUACCACCUGCAGCAGGCACGCCGCCAGCAGGUCAAGCAGUAUCUGUCCACCACACUGGGGCCGAAGCUGGCAUCCCAAGCCCUCACCCCACCACCAGGGGCUGCAGGUGCCCAACCCCUCCCUGCCCCCGAGGCCACCCAUACUGCAGGGCCCACGGGCAGUGCUCCUAACAGCCCCAUGGCCCUACUCACCAUUGGCUCCAGCUCAGAGAAGGAGAUCGAUGAUGUUAUCGAUGAGAUCAUCAGCCUGGAGUCCAGUUACAAUGAUGAGAUGCUCAGCUAUCUGCCAGGAGGCACUGCCGGACUGCAGUUGCCCAGCACGCUGCCUGUGUCAGGGGGCCUGCUGGAUGUCUACAACAAUCAGGGUGUCGCCACACCAGCCAUCACUGUCAGCAACUCUUGCCCAGCUGAGCUGCCCAACAUCAAACGGGAGAUCUCAGAGACGGAGGCAAAGGCCCUUUUGAAAGAACGCCAGAAAAAGGACAAUCACAACCUGAUUGAGCGUCGCAGGCGAUUCAACAUAAAUGACAGGAUCAAGGAGCUGGGUACCCUCAUCCCCAAGUCCAGUGACCCGGAAAUGCGCUGGAACAAGGGCACCAUCCUGAAAGCCUCCGUGGACUAUAUCCGCAAGCUGCAGAAGGAACAGCAGCGCUCCAAGGACCUGGAGAGCCGGCAGCGCUCCCUAGAGCAAGCUAACCGCAACCUCCAGCUCCGAAUCCAGGAACUCGAACUGCAGGCCCAGAUCCACGGUCUGCCAGUGUCUCCCAACCCGGGGCUGCUCUCCCUGGCCACAACAGCGGCCUCUGACAGCCUGAAGCCGGAGCAGCUGGACGUGGAGGAGGAGGGCCGGUCAGGAGGUGCCGCACCAUUUCAUGCUGGGGGAGCCGCUGGCCCAAGUGUCCCCCCCCAGCAGGGCCCAGUGCCACCUUCAGAUACCCUUCUGGACCUGCACUUUCCCAGCGACCACCUGGGGGAUCUGGGGGACCCCUUCCACCUUGGGCUGGAGGACAUUCUGAUGGAGGAGGAGGAGGGGGCUGUCGGUGGGCCACUCUCAGGGGAUGCUCUGUCCCCACUCCGGGCUGCCUCUGACCCUCUGCUUUCUUCUGUGUCCCCGGCGGUCUCCAAGGCCAGCAGCCGCCGCAGCAGCUUCAGCAUGGAGGAGGAGUCCUGAUCAGGCUUCAGCCCUCCCCCUGGGACUUGCCCACCCAGGCCAGGAGGACAUUCAGGAAGAGGUCCUGCCUUCCCCUCACCCCCUGACCCUCCCAUGAGUUGCCCCCCACCCCCGCCCAGUUGUGUCAGGGAAACAACGUGGCAUGGUCCCACCCC
Messenger RNA from Erinaceus europaeus (western European hedgehog), 2064 nucleotides. RefSeq names its product transcription factor binding to IGHM enhancer 3 (gene TFE3). Gene Ontology annotation, molecular function: DNA-binding transcription factor activity, RNA polymerase II-specific; protein dimerization activity; RNA polymerase II cis-regulatory region sequence-specific DNA binding. Gene Ontology annotation, cellular component: nucleus. The record is from RefSeq and is a predicted model, not a curated record. Bases 185 to 1909 code for a protein of 574 amino acids. Lineage: Eukaryota; Metazoa; Chordata; Mammalia; Eulipotyphla; Erinaceidae. Gene Ontology annotation, biological process: humoral immune response; positive regulation of DNA-templated transcription; regulation of transcription by RNA polymerase II. The transcript is spliced from 10 exons.